Messenger RNA from Cuscuta campestris, 1093 nucleotides. The record is from the annotation of a GenBank genome assembly. NCBI's taxonomy places the organism in Eukaryota, Viridiplantae, Streptophyta, Magnoliopsida, Solanales, Convolvulaceae.
CGAUCAGCGGUUCAUUUUUCUACUCUCCGUAUGACUCCUCGCAGUCAGCCGUUCAGCACUUCAGCGCCUCAACCCUUCUUGCUCAGCCCCGUUCAGCGCCGAUUGAUCGUCGUCUCCAGCAACCGUGUGCCGCCGUACCGCCUCCGCUGGUACGCAAGAGGCAAUUCCCUCUCCGGAUCCUGCGCUCCGAGCUUCCAAUUUUGACAGAAGAAGCAAAGAAUAGAAGAGGCAUAGUGUUCAUGUCCAAAUCUUCCUAAGAGAAUAUGGAAUAGUUGGGAAGAAGACAUUCAUAAGGUAGUCCUUGUGUUGCUCUCUCAUCGGUGACAAGUUCAAAGCACCUACUCCUUAGGCUUCAAAUAAAAUCGUCUCUUAAUUAAGGGUCCGGGCGGGCAUCGCUCCCAUCGGCAACAUAUUUGUGGUGAUAGCUUGCUACUUUGGAAGUAGAUAUAAGAAAAGCAUCAUCCUUCAGAAUGAGUGCAGGGGGGGCAUUUGGUGGAAAUAGAGGAUUGAGACCUGUCCCACCAGAAAAGGGAGUAUUUCCGUUGGACCACUUGCAUUUAUGCGAUUCGGAGAAGAAAGAGUACCUUAGCUGUCUUAAAACAUGCGGACAUCAAUCUGAAAAGUGUAGACAGUUCUCCAAGAAGUAUCUGAAAUGCCGAAUGGAGAGAAACCUGAUGGCAAAGCAAGACUUGUCUGAGCUCGGAUUCGGAAAGCAACAUGAUGCAGCAGAAACCCUUUCUUCUGAGGAGGGUAAGGAUCCGAGGAUAGAAAAAUGAAGAACCUUACAUUGCAUCAUUAGCUUCUUCAUUUCGGGGAUUAGUUUGCUUAUGCUCUGUAAUUCUUGGGUUAGUCUUGAAUUAAGUUUUGCAUAAUAGAUCACUCCAAGUUUGCACCCACAGAUCUUAUAAAACUUGCUCUUAAGAUAAUCUAUCAGAUCCUAUGAAAAUGAUCCUUUAUUCCUUUUUUUGGUGUCCUGCAACUUUUCUGCAGCUCUUGCCUUUGCAUAGUAAUGAGAAAGAACAAUGCUCAAAUACAAAGUGUAUGUGAUAUGCAUUGCUUAUAGACAGACUUAUAAUAAUUUUUUUGGGCAUUU